CUGAACUUCAGCAUCGCGAGUGUGAUAAAUUCGGCAACUGGACCUUCAGCUACGCCCUAAACGUCGCAAUUCCUCAGCAAAAGGUCAAUUUCGCGAGUUUCACAGCGCUUGAAACCACGAAUCUAUCAUGGAGAUCGAUAUCGCUGCCGCCCAGGCUGGCGCGCAAGCAAAGACACUCGAACCAGUCGAGAAAAUCAUCGGCCCCGGCGAAGCCGCCUCGGGUGCCUCUGUAGGCGAUUCCAAAUCCGACUCUAGGCCCGAGUACGACUCAGAAGGAGCCACCUCCGACGAGAUCACCUUCCACCCGCACCGCAUGACGCUCUCCACAUUCCGCCGCCUUCUCUCGUGCUACCAGACCACAGUCGAGCAAGUGCACCGGCGCAAAGCCAUGCUGAAGCUGCAGCCCAAGCCGGAGAAGGGCCCGAAGCGAAAAGCCGAGAAGAAGACGAACCCGGUUUCAGCCAGCUCGCAAGGUGCGGUGUCGCUCCAGAAGACCGAGUUUACUGCUUCGGAGGAAGAGUAUAUCAAGGAAGAGACGGACAAGUUGUUGAAGCUGGAUCGGUGGCGGUACGAGGAAAUGCCCAAGAUUAUGGGGGAGAGGCGGGAGAAGAAGAAUGGCGAGGUGUUGAAUAGGGAUGAUCUGAUUACCGUCAUGGAAUGGAAGACGAAACAUGGUACUCCCCGUCCAACUCUCAUGGGGAUGGUCAAGUCAAACCAGAAUAAGAAUGUGAUCCAGUGUUCUUCUACUGCCAUGGCCGCCCUUUCGACUGAAGAUCCUAUACUCGCGCCGAACGAGGCCUUCCCCAGACCAAGUAUAGACGCCUUCGGCCCCCUCCGCGGCGUUGGUGUAGCCACCGCCUCGCUGAUCCUCUCAAUGGCCACCGCUACCGGCAAUCCGAAGCAGCAAGUCCCAUUCUACAGCGACGACGUCUUCGCCUGGUUAUGCCUGCAAGAGUUCCCCGAACCAGAGGAAGACGACUACGAAGAAGAAGAAGACGCAGCCGAGAAGGAGCAAAAAUCCGACGGCAAAGACCGUGGUCCCCGCUCACCAAACAUCAAACUCAGAUAUCCCAACAGCGAACUAAAACUCAAAUACACCAUCGGUGAAUACCGCAAACUCUGGGAUGCAAGCUGGGAACUCCACGAUCGUCUCAACCGCGCCGUGGAAGCCGAAUCCAAAUCUCCAUCGACACCCAUCUCCCACACUGACAUUGAAAAAACCGGCUACGUGCUACGCAAUAUCGCCUUGUCGGGCUAUUUCGAGGGCCAAGGUCCGAAAAAUGCUGCCCGGACAGCGACUCGGCAGAAGGUGCGCGAUGAGGCUGCUCUAAAGGUCGGAAAGGCGGAAAAGGUUGAGAACGAAACCCGGGGGAGGAAUGUUAAGAGGAGAAAGGUGUAGUAGGUGGGGUUUGAGGUAAUGGGUGAUGGGUGAUGUAAAUGUUAAAAUGCAUGAGAAUAGGUUGGUGAGGUGUUAUUAGCGUGUUGUGUAUAUCCAAUCUCCUAUAUUAAUAUUGAUAAUUGUAUAAUCUUAUCUAGAACAUAGCUUUCCAC
Messenger RNA from Penicillium brasilianum, 1551 nucleotides. Lineage: Eukaryota; Fungi; Ascomycota; Eurotiomycetes; Eurotiales; Aspergillaceae. The record is from the annotation of a GenBank genome assembly.